AUGCGUUUUUGCAAAAUCAAUCUUUUGAUGGCUUUGGUCAGUUUCUUCGAGGUGAUGUACUGGCCACUCUCGAUGAUCCAAUCGUUCACAACCUGGUCGUCUCCGUUCAUUACCUAUUACUCAGUUUUGAUUGCACUAAGCGCCGCCAUACUGUUCUUUCAGUUCUUCCAACGUAGUAUUAUUGAAGAAAUGUUGCCUCAUAUGCAAUAUAGUUUCAAGUAA
This is a messenger RNA of Gongylonema pulchrum, 222 nucleotides long. Lineage: Eukaryota; Metazoa; Nematoda; Chromadorea; Rhabditida; Gongylonematidae. The record is from the annotation of a GenBank genome assembly.